AUGAAACGGUUUGAAGGCGACCGCCUGGCAGACAAGGAUGAGGAAACUGAGCCGCUGUCUGAACAAGAGUCUCAGAAUGAGCAAGAUCAAGAAGUCGGCGACAGUGCUUCUGAUGACGAGGAAACGCCCGCCGCUCGGCCGUAUAUGACCCUGUUACAGAGUUUCCACGAUUCCAGUGGUUCCACAGCAAAAAGGCGGAAGCUGGAUCAUAGUAGUCACUCCCAACCAGGAAACAGCUCUAACUAUGAGGACACGAAUGCACCAAGUCAGCAGGAUCGGGAGGAUCUCGAUGACAUCGAUGAAGCCGAAGAUUUCGACAACAAUGACGAUCAGCUUGAGGAGGAGGCGGAUUCCGAAGAUGACGCGGAGCUCAUGGAUCCCUUUGACGUUCAUUUUGCGCAUCCAAAUGACCGGGCAGUCGGGCAGGCCGUCAAAGCAGCCAAGGACAACGACUGGGCUACGACGAGAGCGUUUAUUUCAUCAUUCAGAGCUACCAUGAUGUCUGCUGGAGCCGGUAGCGAAAUCGAAGUCCCUCAUCCCUGCGGUAUUGAAGGGUUGAAGCUCAAGCAGAAAUUACAGGAGAUGGCUUCUAAGAAGAUGGACAUGCUGGACGCGACACAGAAGGCGAUUCUGCCACUGCUCUUUGAAUACAUGGAUAUUUUCCACUGUGAACGAACGGUGAAGAAUGCUACAGCACUACGACAAGUGGUGUGUUUGCAUGCGCUAAAUCAUGUUUUCAAGACGAGGGAUCGCGUGAUCAAGAACAACUAUAAGCUAGCCAAGGAAGGCGAAGACCCGGAACUAGAGCUCCGAGACCAAGGCUUCACCCGGCCCAAGGUCCUCUUUCUGCUUCCUACGAGAAAUUCUUGUGCGAAGAUGAUUGACGUCAUCCGCGACCUCUGCGACCCCGACCAGCAAGAAAACCGCAAGAGGUUCGACGACUCAUAUAUUGAAAAAGAAGUCAAUUUUGGACAAGACAGACCCGAAGAUUUCAGGGCUCUAUUUGAAGGCAACGACGAUGAUAUGUUUCGGCUGGGCGUCAAAUUCACCCGGAAAACAAUCAAGUACUUUUCCCAAUUCUACAAUUCAGAUAUCCUCUUCGCUAGUCCCCUCGGUCUCCGAAUGGCAAUUGGAUCCGAAGAUGAAAAGAAGAAGCCAGACUAUGACUUUCUCAGCUCCAUUGAAAUAGUCAUAGUCGACCAAGCAGAUGCGCUGCUCAUGCAAAACUGGGAACACGUCGAGUACAUCUUUGAGCACCUAAACUUGCAGCCGAAGGAUGCGCACGGGUGCGACUUUAGCCGUCUCCGAAACUGGUAUCUCGAAGACUGGGCGAAGUACUUUAGACAGACCAUUGUCUUGUCCGCUUUCAAUACCCCUGAGCUCACGGAGCUCCAAAGAUCGCAUUGUCACAACUGGGCCGGGAAGAUUGGCCUGCAGCCCGAGUACCACGGCAUGAUCCAGCAGCUCGGGAUCAAAGCAAAGCAGACCUUUUCGCGGUUUCAGUCAUCUUCCGUCGAGAAGGACCCUGACGCGAGAUUCGAAUACUUUGUCUCAGCCAUCGUGCCAACGCUUGCCAAGCGUGUCAAAGAUAUGAGGGGCACGCUGCUGUUCAUUCCCUCCUACCUCGACUUUGUUCGCGUCCGAAACUACUUUGCCAACUCCCCCGCCAUGAGUGACGUCACGUUCGGCGCUGUGUCAGAAUACACUGAUGUCCCUGAUGCGUCUCGAGCCCGCUCGCAUUUCUUGACGGGUCGUCACCGCGUGUUGUUAUACACUGAGCGAGCGCACCACUUCAGGCGGUAUCAGUUCAGUGCUGUGCAGAGGGUGAUUUUCUACGGACUGCCGGAGAAUCCCAUCUUUUAUCGGGAGAUUGCGGGAGAGUAUCUUGGCAGGAGUGAGCGGGAUCUCAGGAUUGAACCCGGGCAGGGAACGGUGCGGGUCAUGUUCUCCAAAUACGACGUGAUGAAGUUGGAAAGAGUUGUAGGAUCAAAGAGAGUCGGGAAGAUGAUUCGGGAGCGUGGCGAUACCUUUGAUUUUGUAUGA
This is a messenger RNA of Metarhizium album ARSEF 1941, 2043 nucleotides long. RefSeq names its product digestive-organ expansion factor. The record is from RefSeq and is a predicted model, not a curated record. Gene Ontology annotation, cellular component: small-subunit processome; nucleolus. Lineage: Eukaryota; Fungi; Ascomycota; Sordariomycetes; Hypocreales; Clavicipitaceae. The coding region runs from base 1 to 2043 and encodes 680 amino acids. Gene Ontology annotation, molecular function: rRNA binding; U3 snoRNA binding. The transcript is spliced from 3 exons. Gene Ontology annotation, biological process: maturation of SSU-rRNA from tricistronic rRNA transcript (SSU-rRNA, 5.8S rRNA, LSU-rRNA).